Drosophila gunungcola (fruit fly) is the source of this 1153-nucleotide messenger RNA. RefSeq lists its product as uncharacterized. The transcript is spliced from 4 exons. The record is from RefSeq and is a predicted model, not a curated record. Bases 48 to 1079 code for a protein of 343 amino acids. Lineage: Eukaryota; Metazoa; Arthropoda; Insecta; Diptera; Drosophilidae.
UGUGUGUGUGUGUGUGUGUACAAGUAAUUGCGAAAUAUGAAUGCAUAAUGAGCAGAUAUUUCCCCAAGUACGCAAGGAACUUCAAGCGGCAGUGGGCGUGGCAGGCGGAAAAGAAGGAAAAGCAGGCGGAAACGGAGGCCAGUUCGUGCUCGGAACAGUUGGAGGAAUCGCCCAUGAGUCCUAUUGUGCGACCCCAGGGAUUCAGUUUGGAGGAACUGCGUCAGACCUUGGGCCACUCUGUCAUUCGCGAUCAAUGCUAUUUUAUCUAUGGAACCAACAACGUUCUGGAGAUUAUUGCAGGAUUCAAUGAGCUGCUAAACCAGGAAGCGAUCGAAUUCGGAGCCGAGCAACUGGCAUCGGUUUAUGUGACCGGAAUGGUGGUAUAUUUACUCCAUCACGAGGACAUGACAGGUACUCUGGUCAAGAGGACACUCUUCCUGCAAAGCUGCUUCGAUUACCUAGCCUGCGCCGAGGAAACACAUAUCCAUCAGAUAUGCGUGCAUAUUUUGGACCUUCUGGAUGCCAACAAUUCGGGCACAAUGCUCAACUUAAUCCAUUGCUGCCGAGUGGCCAGUCCGUUGAGCACGAUGGCCCGCGUGAUUGGAAACUGUCUGCUCUGGGCCAUGUUGGAUCGCCUCUCGAACUUGGGCCUGGACUCGCACCGGCUGCGUGCAUCUGGGACACUGCUCCUCGUCGCCGCGGUUGUGAAUCCCCGGAUUUAUCUGCAAUCUUAUAUGCAUGCCCUGCAUCUGGUGGUCCGUUUGGUGUCCAGCCUUUUGGUUGUCGGCCCACUGGGUGGCCACAACCAGCAGUUUUGCCAGGAGACCGGUGUGCCAGAAGAAUUGAUGCAAUUCUCCAAGGAGGACGCGGCCAUUUUGGUUCGCUGGCUAAUCGUCAUCGUUGAGGAAAUGCGUCCCCAAAUGGUUGAGAGUGAGGAUUUGGGACGCCUGGGAGAGCGACUCGUGCUUCUGGAGGCCGUUUGCGAGCUAAUGCAGCUUCUGCAUGGUCACUUGGUGAAAUGCCACCAAGAAAUAAACGCCCUACUCUCGACAUGGGAGAGCAACAGGAAUGAACAUUAACCAUACAAAUAUGUAUAUCCACAUUGUUCUCACAAUAGUAAACAAUUUCCAUUAAUACUUUAAAGUUUGCCGAA